AUGGGAUCACCGUACGAUAUAUUCGGCGUUGUCUCUGGCAUCAUCGGUAUUCUUGCGCUUGUUCUUGCUUUCCUCCAAUCGCAAUCUCCAUCCCGCAAAAUGAAAUAUCUGGAUGAGGUCUUGCAUGACGCCGAAUCACUGUGGCACAAAGCUAUGGAAGAAGGUUUGUUCGCUCGGACGCCCUUGUAUGUUCUGCACACGGAGUCGCAGCUUACCAUGGCCCGCUCCCAGACGGAGCUACUACGAGCGCAGACCUACUGCGCUAGGACAUUUUGCCAGCUGUUCAUGGCAACGGUAAGAGGACUGUCAUCAAAAAUAUCUUCCAGGUCCAAACAUGUGGAGGAGAUUCGUGCUCGAAUUGCGACAACAAGUGCGCAGGUAAGAAUCAGGCUCCACCUUGAAGGAAAUCUUCCUUCACCUCAGGAUAUAGCCGAAUUCUUGGGUUCAGCAGCGGAGCCGAUCCGCGGCGACAAUCAAGUUAUCUCGUCCCCGGAUAAGAUACCCACCAGCAAUGUCCCAACACACGAACAACACACGAAGCUCGCUCGGCUCAGAAUCCCCAGUCUAUGGUCGUCCUCAGGAAAGGCCGGAGAUUCUGACAUCACGCUCGUAUCAUCUGCGGUGUCUCAGGGUGAACGCAUAGUGGCAGAAGCAAGCUUAUCCGAUGGAUCUUCUGCUGACAGUAAUGCUGAAAACCACAGCGAAGGUGGACCCGUCCAUGGUUACUCGAGCCAGAACGCUUGCAUAACGACCUCCCCUGAGAAACUCCAACCCUCCCCUCCUGGACCUCGUGGUACUACGUACAAGACCGUAUGCCGUGUUGUGAAGAAGCUUUCUCCUGGGCGUCGUGCUCGCGUCGACGUCCUUUCUAUCUGGGCUGUGCGUGCUCCCCAGCGGAUGCCUUCUGGUAACGAUAACCGCAAGUGUUCGUGCAAUGUUCACUCUUGCCGACAGAAUGUCAUCGAACCUUGGGUUGCUGGGGACGAAGCCACGGAAGAUAUGUAUACAUCUGGUGGCCAGGUCAAGGAAGUCACCGUCAACUCGGAGGUCUGA
Messenger RNA from Sparassis crispa, 1053 nucleotides. RefSeq lists its product as hypothetical. The transcript is spliced from 4 exons. The record is from RefSeq and is a predicted model, not a curated record. Lineage: Eukaryota; Fungi; Basidiomycota; Agaricomycetes; Polyporales; Sparassidaceae. Bases 1 to 1053 code for a protein of 350 amino acids.